UCAGCAGCCUUUAACGACCAGAAGAAGAAGAUCAACAGGAACCGUCAGCAAACAGAAAUGGCUACAGGAGUGGAUCAAGCAGUUGGCAUGAGCCUUGUUGUCUUCAGCCUCCUGCUGUUUACAUACUACUCUGUCUGGAUCAUCGUUCUGCCUUUUGUGGACAGCGAUCAAGCACUGCACAAAUAUUUUCUUCCUCGGGAAUACUCCGUCAUUCUACCUGGCAUCGCAGCAAUAAUCCUGCUCCUCUGUAUAGGAGCCUUCACUGCAGUUAUCAUGUGGAAGAAUCACAAGCCAAAGAAAGUGGACUGAUGUCAGGAUGUUACUGUACAGCACAUGUUCACCCUUAUAAAGUUAUACUUUUUAAAAAGAA
This is a messenger RNA of Centropristis striata (black sea bass), 370 nucleotides long. RefSeq names its product dolichyl-phosphate mannosyltransferase subunit 2, regulatory (gene dpm2). The coding region runs from base 58 to 309 and encodes 83 amino acids. Lineage: Eukaryota; Metazoa; Chordata; Actinopteri; Perciformes; Serranidae. Gene Ontology annotation, cellular component: dolichol-phosphate-mannose synthase complex; endoplasmic reticulum membrane. The record is from RefSeq and is a predicted model, not a curated record. Gene Ontology annotation, molecular function: enzyme regulator activity. The transcript is spliced from 4 exons. Gene Ontology annotation, biological process: GPI anchor biosynthetic process.